CCCAGACUCUUACAGAAAAGCCCAGGUCCUAUAGCGAGGCCCAGGCUCCUGCAGAGAAGCCCAGGUCAUAUAGAGAAUCCUAGGCUCCAACAGAAAAGCCCUGGUCCUAUAGAGAGGCCCAGGCUCCUACAGAAAAGUCCAAGUCUUAUGGAGAAACCUGGGAUCCUAUAGAGAAACCCAGCUCCUGUAGAGAGCCUCAGGCUCCUACAGAGAAGCCUAGGGUCCUAUUGAGAAACCCAGGUCCUACAGAGAAGCCUGGGAUCCUGUAGAGAAACCCAAGUCCUGUAGAGAGGCUUGAGCACCUACAGGGAAGCCCAGGCUCCAAUAGAGAAGCCCAGGAUCGUAUAGAGAAGCCCCGGUCUCGCAGAGAAGCUUGGGAUCCUAUAGAGAAACCCAGGUCUUGUAGAGAGGCUUGAGCGCCUACAGAGAAGCUCAGGAUCCUAUAGAGAAACUAAGGUCCUGUAGAGAAGCCUGGGCUCCUAUAGAGAAACCCAGGCUCCUACAGGAAAGCUGAGUGUUCCCACAUUAAAUCUCUCUCUUGACAGGUGCUGAGCCAGGAUGGGUUUUGCCGAAGACAAAGUGUAUGACUACAUUUUGAAAAACCUCAAGAAAUUCAAGAACAUCCGCGUGGCAUCGCUGACUGAUUCCCUGAGCUGCCUGACUGAUGACGACAGAGAUGAACUCCACGCCCGGGAGGAAACGCGGGGAAGUCACGCGACCGUCUAUCGGUUUUACCAGCACCUGAGAUGCUGUCAGGGCUGGGUGCCGGAUCUCAUCGAUGCGCUGCGCCACAACAACGCAGGACACCUGGCUGAUGAGCUCCAGCACGUCUAUGACUCCUGGCAACCCCGUCCCCCAGCUCCUGCUGCUGGCACCUUCCCUCCUGCAGCCAGUGCUGCCCAUCCCGCCGUAUCCUCUGUUGAUGCAAACAUGCCAUCCCUGCAGCCAAACCCUGCUCCGGGUGCCCCGUUGGCUGAACAAGUGUGCCAAGAGCUGCCCAUCGGUGGCCAUUCACCUCUCCCACCCGGUGCUGCCACCACCAUGAGCACAGACUUGGACGCCAGGGCCCCAGUGCAGGAAUCGCUCCCCAAAAACCUCCUGGACCAAGAGAGUCCCCAUCCACCUCCACCUGGGAGUAUGGUCUGUGACGGAGUGAGCGAUGGUGGAGAGGGGCAUCUCCCACACCCCAUCAAGGCUGUGGAGGUGGCAGCAGGGACCCCCGUGGCAGGCAGUGUGGCCACACCAUCACCUGAUCCUCCCGAGCGGGGCCGGGACUGGCUGAGCCGCCAGCAGCACCCAGUCUGUGUGGACAACGGGUACUUCGGGAACGCCAACCACCUGCACCGUGGCUCGCCGGCCUUGGGUCUGGGCAGAUCUUUUGCGCCGAGGAACAUGGGUGCUUCUCGCAGGAACGAGCAGCCCAGGAACGAGCCUGAAGAGAACUCCUACAUCUCCACUGAGUCACCUCUGAGGCUGGAGGAGGCACCUCGCAGCAAGGAGCCACAGCCACCAGCCUCACCACCAAAAAAACAGGCUGUGCCUGGCUUCGAGCACUGUGAGCCCCUGGGAAGCUUUGUGGAUGUGCGCAGCCCCCUCCUCAUCCAGCAGCAGUUUGAUGUGGAACAGAAGCAAAUCAGGAUACUACAAGAGCGUGGAGAUGCUCAGAUGGAAACAACCACGCCAGUCACCACCCCUGCGCCCAGAGAUGCUUUCCCAUCGUGUGACACCUCUGUGAAGCCUCCCGUGCAGGAGACAAAACCGCCCACGGGGAAGAUGGCCAGCAUGACCCUCUCUAUGGCGAUGAAGGAGAAAGUGCUCCCAGCCCCAGCGGAGCCUCUCCUGACUGUUGCAGGAAGCUCUGAAGGCACGCCUGGGAGGACAGCCUCCCAUGUCAGCUCUGCCACAAGCAUUUGGACAUCCUACAACAAUGUGGAGAUGGAUGUAGAACUCAGCAAGCCGGGUGUCCUCCUCUCCGUGUCCAAGGAGGGCCCAGAGGCAGCUGAGAGACACCUAAACUCUCAGAGGCCUAGCGGUCCUGAUUCUGGGGCAUCUAGUAGCCUCACCUUCAGUAGUGACCCGCUCAUGGUGAGCACAGAUAGCUUGAGCUCAGGAGAAACGCUCUCCAGAGUCUCCUUGAGACGCCCGGCUCCAGCAACUAAUGAAGACCCUGGGGGAGAGAGGGCAGCUGGAGCAAGCAGAGACUCCUGUCCAUCUCCAAGCUUGGACAGCACCUCCUUGGGCACCCACGAGAUCCAUGUGGACCAUUACCCCAGCACCCAGCUUGAGGCAGGCAAUGACCUCCGAGAUGGAACCAGUCCCCUUGGAAACUCUCAGGUUUUUGACUCUAGCAGAAGCCAUGAUGCUGCAAAGAGCUCAUCCCAGGCCAAAGGUCCCCCAGGGGACAGCAAUGAAUCGUCCCUGCUGUAUGUUGUUACAGCUGUGGCCAUUGCCGUCAUUUCAGUUACAGUGUUUCUCGUGUAUGCUCGCUUGCGGAAAUAGCACUGGAGAGGAUGGGAUGCCACAACCAUCGCUUGGUCUGGGCGAUUCUUCUUUGUAGCAGGGAAUUUAGCCAACAUGUUUGAAGCCUGAAGAGCAGGGGAGGGGGGAUGGUAGGGGCAUUGUUAAAUCUCUUUCUGUAAGAUUUUGCUGGAAGAGGCCUUGGUUGUGUGAUGCUGUUGGGUUUGAGUUUGUUCCCUCCCCAUUUCCCACCAUCAUCUUUUCUGUAGUCUUCUCCUUUAACACCCAUAAUCUCACUUGAGGAGUGAUCCCUUGAGUCAAAAAGAAAGUCCUCGUGGUGACUGAGCAGCCUGAUCCAGUGGGAGGUGUCCCUGCCCAUGGCAGACAGGUUGGAAAUGGAUGAUCUUUAAGGUCUCUUCCAACCCAAACCAUUCUAUGAUUAUCCAUGUCUUCCUUGUUUGGUAGGAGGCCCCAGGGUAAUACGUCCUGAUGGUCCAAAGGGUGACCACCUUGGGUCCAUCUGGGCAGUGCUGUGAGGAGAGGUUUUGAAAUUGAGCUGAUUUUGUUGGCUCAGCUCAUCUCAGCUUGAAAAUGUGCCUGAAGGUCUUCAGCAGCCUUCACCAGGCACCUUAUGUUGAAUUUGCCUUACUUGGUGUCUCAGCUCUGCUGCUGGAACCUUGGUUUGUCUCUGCUCCUCCUUUCCUCUGAUGCAGCAAGUGACCAAGCCUUCUGCUCAUUCAUGACAAGAGACGCCCCUGGGAUGAGAAUGUGCCAGACCAGAGCACAUGCAAGCUGUCACCUCUCCUAGGAGCUGUUAUCCUGCUUUCGUGCUUUGCUUUAGAGCAUUCUCCCCUGGUACUGAGGGUCAGGGCUGGGCUGUGGGAUCACCUCAUGCAGCGCUGACGCCCUGGAGAUGAAGUUGAGGGGUACAGAGGAGCCACAUCUAACCGGCUUUCUUAGGGGGUGUACAAGAAAGCUGGGGAGGGGCUUUUUACAAGGGUGUGGAGUGAUAGGACAAGGGGGAUGAUUUAGGUUAGACAUUAGGAAGAAAUUCUUCAUGAUGAGGGUGGUGAGGCCCUGGCAGAGGUUGCCCAGAGAAGUUGUGGCUGCCCCAUCCCUGCAGGUGUUCAAGGCCAGGUUGGAUGGGGCUUUGAGCAGCCUGAUCCCGUGGGAGGUGUCCCUGCCUAUGGCAGGGGGUUUGAAACUGGAUGGGCUUUGACGUCCCUUCCAAUCCAAACCUUUCUAUGAUUCUGUGAAUUUCCUUGCUGUCCCCAGGGAUCAGCUUGGAAUGCGAGGGGAUUGGGCUGCAAGAUUUCUAAGAUAAAAUCCUCAAACCCUAAUAAAUAUGUCCAUGUUACCCCUGCCUGGGGCAGCAUUUGGGGGCAGAAGCAGCCCCACUUGCUCACUGUUGGCACACAUUUCUAGCUCUAGGCAGAGUUUAGUGGUCCCCAGCCAGACUGCUGCUGCUUUUGUUGCUGCAGCUGCAGGCUGUUCUCUGUCUCCUCUGUUCCCUGCAAAGCGCAGGGGCACAAAAGGAACAAAACUACCUUUUUUUUUUUGUAGUUAGAGGGUUAUUGUAGCUAGAGGUUUUCUAUUUUUUUAAAGCUCUAAAGACAAAAGCACAGAUUUUCAGGUGUUCCCACUCUCCUGUGGUUUGCUGGUAAAAUGGGAGCUGUGGCAGGAGGUAGGACUGGGCAAAACAUUUGGCAGUCUGGUGGUGCAUUUGCACAGCGCUCGUACAUGGGCUGGCACGGUUUGAAUCUGGUGAGCAUGGAAGGAUGCCCUGGGCUUUAAACCAUUGCCUGGUGUUGAUGGCUGGGCUGCAAUCCUAAUCCAGGCUGUUGCUUUUUCUCUGCUUUAGUCUGUUCAGUAACUUUUUACCCCUGGAUAAGCUGUUUUGUAGAGCUUCCUGAAACAGGACCUUCCUGCUGGCAGAGGAGAAGUAGGAGAUGAGCUCCCUGGCUGAAAAGUGUGGCCAAUAUGCUCAGAGCUUGGCCUGGGGUGGGAAGGGUCCCUCAGCCC
This is a messenger RNA of Cuculus canorus (common cuckoo), 4479 nucleotides long. RefSeq lists its product as uncharacterized. The transcript is spliced from 6 exons. The coding region runs from base 559 to 2499 and encodes 646 amino acids. The record is from RefSeq and is a predicted model, not a curated record. Lineage: Eukaryota; Metazoa; Chordata; Aves; Cuculiformes; Cuculidae.